This is a messenger RNA of Dichomitus squalens LYAD-421 SS1, 270 nucleotides long. RefSeq lists its product as uncharacterized. The transcript is spliced from 2 exons. The record is from RefSeq and is a predicted model, not a curated record. NCBI's taxonomy places the organism in Eukaryota, Fungi, Basidiomycota, Agaricomycetes, Polyporales, Polyporaceae. Bases 1 to 270 code for a protein of 89 amino acids.
AUGGAGGCCAUCGAAGGUGAAAACAUCGCGCGUAUGAUGAUGAUGGCGAGAUACGACAUGCGAGCUGCGAAGGUCGCCGUGCCAAAGCCGUUCGUCCACGGCGAUGUGCGUGCGCCGAACGUCGUCGUCGCCCGUGCGAAUUCGCGCGCGUACCUCGUCGACUUGGGCGGUCUGUACGAGCCUAUCCAGAAGGAGCAUGACCGUUACAUGCUGGCCUUGUUGCGCAGGAAUUUGCUUGCGAUGGUGGGGGAGCAAUGGGAGAGGUUAUGA